Messenger RNA from Hordeum vulgare subsp. vulgare (domesticated barley), 1743 nucleotides. RefSeq names its product anthocyanidin 3-O-glucosyltransferase 2-like. The coding region runs from base 140 to 1591 and encodes 483 amino acids. The transcript has a single exon. NCBI's taxonomy places the organism in Eukaryota, Viridiplantae, Streptophyta, Magnoliopsida, Poales, Poaceae. The record is from RefSeq and is a predicted model, not a curated record. Gene Ontology annotation, molecular function: UDP-glycosyltransferase activity.
AUGCGACCAAAGCGAGGGUUGCUAAGACAGGGGCCUGGCGUGAUCACCUCAAGAGCUAUUGUGCCCACUCAGGUCCUAGCCAGAGCUCGCCACUUUUGACCAGAAUUUCAGGUGCCAUUGUGUCCACUCAGGUCCAUCAAUGGCGUGCCGCCCAACCGUGGUCGUCGUGCCGAAAUGGGGAUCCGGCCACUUCAUAUCCGCGCUCGAAGCCGGCAAGAGGCUUCUCGCCACCGGCCGGGGCGCCUUCACGCUGACCGUGCUCGUCAUUCACGCGCCGUCGGAAGCAAUGGCGUCGGAGGUCCAGGGCCACGUGUGCCGAGAGGCGGUUUCCGGCCUCGACAUCCGCUUCCUCCAGCUCCCCGCCGUUGAGCAUCCCACCUGCUGCGUGGACCCUGCUGAAUUCGCGUCCCGGUACGUCCAGCUCCACGCGCCCCACGUCAAGGCGGCCAUCGCGGGCCUGGGGCCGUCGUCCCGGGUGGCCGCGGUCGUCGUCGACCUCUUCUUCACUGCCCUAUUCGACGUUGUCCACGAGCUCGCCGUGCCGGCGUACGUGUACUUUUCCUCCCCCGCCGCGUUCCUGGCGCUCAUGCUGCGCCUGCCGGCGCUACGCGAGGAUCUGACGGGUGCCGGGUUUGAGGCGAUGGAGAGCACGGUGGACGUGCCCGGGCUGCCGCCGGUGCCGCCGUCUUACAUGCCUGCCUGCCUCGUGAAAGCAAAGAUCCAGAGCUACGACUGGUUCGAGUACCACGGACGCCGCUUCAUGGAAGCCAGGGGCGUCAUCGUGAACACCUCCCUCGAGCUCGAAGGCUCGAUUCUCGCGGCAAUCGCGGACGGCCGCUGCGUUCCCGGACUCCGUGCUCCGGCGCUCCACGCGAUCGGCCCGGUGAUCUGGUUCGGCUCGACGGACGACGAGCAGCCGCACGAGUGCGUCAGGUGGCUCGACGCGCAGCCGCCGGCUUCGGUGGUUUUCCUCUGCUUCGGGAGCAUGGGGUCCCUCGACGCCGCACAGGUGAGGGAGGUAGCCGCCGGCCUGGAGCGCAGCGGCCACCGCUUCCUGUGGGUGCUACGAGGCCGGCCCGUCGCCGGCACGCGGCUCCCGACGGACGCGGACCUGGCCGAGCUGCUCCCGGAGGGGUUCCUGAAGGCGACCGCGGGGAGGGGGCUGGUGUGGCCGGCAUGGGCGCCGCAGAGGGAGAUCCUGUCCCACGCCGCCGUGGGCGGCUUCGUUACGCACUGCGGGUGGAACUCCAUCCUGGAGAGCCUGUGGUUCGGCGUGCCGAUGAUUCCGUGGCCGCUGUACGGGGAGCAGCACCUGAAUGCGUUCGAGCUCGUGGCCGGCGUGGGCGCGGCGGUCGAGCUGGAGAUGGACCGGAGGAAGGGAUUCUUCGUGGAGGCGGGCAAGCUGGAGCGAGCGGUGCGGAUCCUGAUGGGCGGCGCGUCGGAUGAGGGGAAGAAGGCGAGGAAGACGGCAGCGGAGACGAGCACCGCGUGCAGGAAGGCCGUCGGCGAGGGCGGCUCGUCCUGCGCCGCGCUGCAGAGGCUCGUGCGCGAGAUCUUGGUUUUGCCGACGGCGGGAAACGAGACCCGCUAGUUUUUUUUUAUUGAAAGGAAAUUCCCGCUAGUUUUGGAGCAGUAUUAAGUUAGUACAAAUUUUAUACUAAAACAGUGAUAUUUAUUUUAAAAAGGAGGGAGUACUUGAUAAACUCUGAAACUAUUUUUAAAUAAACUUGGCAUUUCAUUGUA